Chrysochloris asiatica (Cape golden mole) is the source of this 2556-nucleotide messenger RNA. RefSeq names its product kelch-like family member 5 (gene KLHL5). Gene Ontology annotation, molecular function: protein binding. The record is from RefSeq and is a predicted model, not a curated record. The transcript has 11 exons. The coding region runs from base 427 to 2556 and encodes 709 amino acids. NCBI's taxonomy places the organism in Eukaryota, Metazoa, Chordata, Mammalia, Afrosoricida, Chrysochloridae.
GGGGAUUGUGCUUUCCUGCUCCCUCAUUUGUAGUUUCAGAAAAGGGGUGGUGUUCUGCAUUUGAAAGGACUUUAAUGAAUGCUGUCAGUGUUUCUGAGAGCUAAUGGUCAGUAUGGGGAAGGAGGAGAGCAAAGGAAAGUGGUCUGGCUGCUCCAAGAGCAGUGGAUGACAGUUUGCUCUGAUUGAACGGAAUGUUCCACGGAAUGUUCCACCGUGUUUCAUCUCUAUUUGUUAUCCUUUGUUCUUUAUAGUGUGAUAUAUUGGUAUAAAGUAAAUGUAGAUGUGCAUGUGAAUGUGAUUUAUUUUCUUUUAAAUCUGUUUGUUGUGUACAACAGGGCAUAUACUUCUCUUGUCUUGGUUGGAUACUCAAAUCUCUGUGCAGUGCUUUUUGCCCGUUGCCUAGACGAUCACUUGGUUUCUCUGAGGAUGUCUGGUUCUCGUAAAGAGUUUGAUGUGAAGCAGAUUUUGAAAAUCAAAUGGAGGUGGUUUGGCCAUCAAGCAUCAUCUCCUAAUUCUGCAGUUGACAGCCAGCAGGGCGAAUUUUGGAAUCGAGGACAGACUGGAGCAAACGGAGGGAGAAAGUUUUUAGAUCCAUGUAGCCUACAAUUGCCUUUGGCUUCAAUUGGUUACCGAAGGUCCAGCCAACUGGAUUUUCAGAAUUCACCUUCUUGGCCAAUGGCAUCCACCUCUGAAGUCCCCGCAUUUGAGUUUACAGCAGAAGAUUGUGGCGGUGCACAUUGGCUGGAUAGACCAGAAGUGGAUGAUGGCACUAGUGAAGAAGAAAAUGAAUCUGAUUCCAGUUCAUGCAGGACUUCUAAUAGUAAUCAGACAUUAUCAUCUUGCCAUACUAUGGAGCCAUGUUCAUCAGAUGAAUUUUUCCAGGCCCUUAAUCAUGCUGAGCAAACAUUUAAAAAGAUGGAAAACUAUUUGAGACAUAAACAGUUGUGUGAUGUAAUUCUAGUGGCGGGUGAUCGCAGAAUUCCAGCUCACAGAUUGGUGCUCUCCUCUGUCUCAGAUUAUUUUGCUGCCAUGUUCACUAGUGAUGUCAGAGAAGCAAGACAAGAAGAAAUAAAAAUGGAAGGUGUAGAGCCAAACUCACUAUGGUCCUUGAUUCAAUAUGCAUAUACAGGUCGCCUUGAAUUAAAAGAAGACAAUAUUGAGUGCCUGUUAUCCACAGCUUGCCUCCUUCAGCUUUCACAGGUUGUGGAAGCUUGUUGUAAGUUUUUAAUGAAACAGCUUCACCCAUCCAACUGUCUUGGAAUUCGUUCUUUUGCUGAUGCACAAGGUUGUACAGAUUUGCAUAAAGUGGCUCACAAUUAUACUAUGGAGCAUUUCAUGGAAGUAAUUAGAAACCAGGAAUUUGUAUUGUUACCAGCCAGCGAAAUUGCCAAGCUCCUGGCCAGUGAUGACAUGAACAUCCCUAAUGAGGAAACCAUAUUGAAUGCGCUUCUUACUUGGGUCCGUCAUGAUUUGGAACAGAGACGUAAGGAUCUCAGUAAACUUUUGGCUUAUAUUAGGCUCCCACUACUUGCACCACAGUUCCUGGCAGACAUGGAAAAUAAUGCACUUUUUCGGGAUGAUAUAGAAUGUCAGAAACUCAUUAUGGAAGCAAUGAAAUACCAUUUAUUGCCAGAGAGACGGCCCAUGUUGCAAAGUCCUCGGACAAAACCUAGGAAGUCAACUGUUGGUACAUUAUUUGCAGUUGGAGGAAUGGACUCAACAAAAGGAGCAACAAGCAUUGAAAAGUAUGAUCUCCGUACAAAUAUGUGGACUCCUGUAGCAAACAUGAAUGGAAGGAGGCUGCAGUUUGGUGUUGCAGUGUUAGAUGACAAACUGUAUGUGGUUGGAGGAAGAGACGGUCUGAAGACUUUGAAUACAGUAGAGUGCUACAACCCCAAAACCAAAACAUGGAGCGUGAUGCCUCCCAUGUCCACACAUAGGCAUGGUCUUGGUGUGGCUGUACUGGAGGGUCCCAUGUAUGCAAUUGGAGGGCAUGAUGGCUGGAGCUACCUGAACACAGUGGAAAGAUGGGACCCUCAGGCUCGCCAGUGGAAUUUUGUUGCCGCCAUGUCCACCCCCAGGAGCACAGUAGGUGUGGCAGUACUAAGUGGAAAACUUUAUGCAGUUGGUGGCCGUGAUGGAAGUUCUUGUCUCAAAUCAGUAGAAUGUUUUGACCCUCAUACCAAUAAAUGGACACUCUGUGCACAGAUGUCAAACCGGAGGGGCGGAGUGGGAGUAACUACCUGGAACGGAUUGCUCUAUGCUAUUGGAGGACACGAUGCCCCUGCGUCCAACUUGACUUCCAGACUCUCUGACUGUGUGGAGAGAUAUGAUCCCAAAACAGAUGUGUGGACUGCAGUGGCAUCUAUGAGCAUCAGCAGAGAUGCGGUGGGUGUCUGUUUACUCGGUGAUAAGCUCUAUGCUGUUGGAGGGUAUGACGGACAGACUUACCUUAAUACAGUGGAGGCUUAUGAUCCUCAGACAAACGAGUGGGCCCAGGUUGCUCCACUGUGUCUAGGAAGAGCUGGCGCUUGUGUUGUGACUGUAAAACUGUAA